AUGCUAAAGGUUGCGAAGGUGUUGAGUUUAAAGAUUGUGAUGAUGAUGAUUCCUGGAAAUAAAAACAACAUUAUAAUAAACAUUUUUCUAUUUCAGGUACCCAGAACAAAAGAAAAUUGGAAGAUAUUGGCGCAACGAUUUGGAAAUGCAUGGAAUUUUGAUAAUUGCAUUGGAGCUGUAGAUGGAAAACAUAUCACUUUGCAAAAACCUGAGCAUUCUGGUUCCUACUAUUAUAACUAUAAAGGAACAUACAGCAUAGUACUUAUGGGUAUAGCCAAUGCAAAUUAUGAAUUCAUUAUGGUUGAUGUCGGUACAAAUGGCAGAGUGUCAGAUAGAGGGAUUCCAGAGCCAGAAGAAUUGCCAAACACUAAUAAAAAAAUGCCUUUUGUGUUUGUAGGCGAUGAAGCUUUCCAACUACUUCCAAACUUUAUGAAACCUUACAAUAAACAAGUGUUAAAUGAUAACAGAAGGAUCUUCAAUUAUAGAUUAUCUCGUGCUCGGCGAAUAAUUGAAAAUGUAUUUGGCAUUCUUGCAAGUCGUUUUAAGAUUUUCCAAAAACAUAUUAAAUUAUCUCCAAGAAAAGCAAAAAUAGUAGUAAUGGCGUGUUGCCAUCUACACAAUUUACUUAUGAAACAAAAAAAUUACGUUCGACAUGGAAAAAUAGAUGUGGAAGAUUUUGUUACAGGGGCUGUUAUUCCAGGUACUUGGAGAAAUGAGUCAAUGUUGUUAGGUAUUGAGCAUACUCGAUCUGGAAAUAGUGCUACUCUAGCAAAACAAGUUAGAGAUGAUUUUUGUGAAUAUUUAAAUACAACGGGCGCUGUUCCAUGGCAAAAGAAAUGUUUAGAGUAA
Messenger RNA from Pieris macdunnoughi, 849 nucleotides. Lineage: Eukaryota; Metazoa; Arthropoda; Insecta; Lepidoptera; Pieridae. The record is from the annotation of a GenBank genome assembly.